GCACAAUUUUAGUAGGUACCCACCGGGCCGGCACCUGGUCACCGAACGUAAAAAAUUCUUAAUCAAGUGUGAACUACAUUAUAUUUUAUGAACAAUAUUAAUUGAAAAUGUGCCGAGACAUUAAGUGAAAGAAUUCCUAUAUUAUCGUUCAUGUAUUAUAAAAUGUUUAUCAUUUUUUUGAAAGUGAUUAUAAAUGUUGUGCCAAAGUUGAGUUGAGUGCAGUAUAUUUCUGACUUUCACAUCUAUAAAAUAUAAAGAUUUUGAAAAAUGACAAGUUUGAGUGAAAAAUCACAAGAUACCAAAAUUAAAAUGUCCCCAAUGAGGAAGGCCUUGCCACAAAUUCUAGCUGUGAGCGUUAAAAAUAUUUUGCUACUGGGAUUUGGUAUGACAUUAGGCUUCCCAACCAUUCUAAUACCUAGUUUAUCAGGAGGAAAUCAAGAUGAAAAAAUUUCUCUGGGACAAGACGCUAUAUCAUGGAUAGGUUCAGUAAAUCUUCUAUGUGUUCCAUUGGGUUGUUUACUCUCAGGCGCAGUAACCCAACCGCUGGGACGAAAAAGGGCAAUGCAAUUUGUUAAUUUACCCUUUUUAGCGGCUUGGUUACUGUUUCAUUACUCUACAGAGUCAUGGCACGUGUUCUUGGCUCUGUGUAUGACUGGUUUCAGUGGUGGACUUCUCGAAGCACCUGUACUCACCUAUGUAGCCGAAAUAACCGAACCAGCCCUCCGAGGCGCUCUAUGCGCCACCAGUACUAUGGCUGUCAACUUUGGUAUAUUCAUCUCCUUCUUCCUAGGCACCUUUUUGGAAUGGCGUACCGUGGCUUUAGUGAACUCAUCAGUGCCACUAGCAGGUUUUAUUUUAUUAAUAUUUGUACCGGAAUCGCCUUAUUGGUUGAUUGCCAAAGGACGUCAUGAAGAAGCUAGAAAAAGUUUAGCCUGGCUCAGAGGAUGGACUGUAAAAAGUAACAUUGAAGUUGAAUAUUUGAAAAUUAAAGAUGAAUUAGAUAAGAAUCCCAUGUUGAGGAAACAUAGGGUGGUCGAAAUCUUGAAGCUCUAUUUGAAGCCCACUUUUUGGAAGCCAUAUUUGUUAAUAUCCCUGGUGUUCUUUUUCGCGCAUUUUGGUAAUACUCCUAUUACCGCUUAUGCUAUAAGAAUCUUUAAUUCUUUUGAAGUUCCAAUUAGUCCUUAUUAUGCUACAGUCUCUAUAAGCGUAGUACAGCUCUUAGCAGUGGUGAUAUAUGUAUUUUCCAUUAAAUAUUUAGGCAAAAGACGAUUGGUGGCAAUAUCUUUAACUUUUCUCGCUAUAUUAUUUUCUAUAGCAGGAACUUACAGUUACAUUUUUGAUGUUUCAAAUCUAACCGACGAAAAUCAUGGCUUAAAUUCAACUUGGAUACCGUUAGUUGCUUUGAUACUUCAAGCAUUCUUCUGCUACUUGGGUAUCAAAAGCCUGCCAUUCAUCCUAGUAGGUGAACUUUUUACCAAUGACGUAAGAGCAUAUGCUUCAGGCCUGAGUGCUGGAACAGGUUACGUUUUUGGAUUUGUCUCGAAUAAAAUUUUCCUUGAUUUAGUGGACGUAUUCAAAUUGUAUGGAGUUUUUUGGUUUUAUGCUGCAGUAGCUGCUAUAGGUUUGAUAUCGCUACAUUUCCUGCUACCCGAAACUGAGGGUUGGACUUUGGGAGAGAUUACUGAACAUUAUGCUGGUGGAAAAAGGCUUGGAAAUAAAGUUUUUAAAGGAAAGAAGGGCUUGGAACAAGCUUCUGUGCUAUAAAAUUGGAUAGACUAAUAUUUUUUAUUUGUUUUUUUUUUUUUUAAAUAAAUUGAAAUAUAAAUAAUUAUUGUUUUUAUUUUUAGUCUCAGCUUUGUAAAUAUUCAUUAGCAGCAAAGUAGAUUUUUAGUUUUGAAUCCUAUUGGUUGAAACCGAGGCAAUAGGAACCAAUAACACAGCAAGAAAACAGUUAUUUAC
Ceutorhynchus assimilis (cabbage seed weevil) is the source of this 1959-nucleotide messenger RNA. The record is from the annotation of a GenBank genome assembly. NCBI's taxonomy places the organism in Eukaryota, Metazoa, Arthropoda, Insecta, Coleoptera, Curculionidae.